This is a messenger RNA of Paramecium pentaurelia, 1470 nucleotides long. The record is from the annotation of a GenBank genome assembly. Lineage: Eukaryota; Ciliophora; Oligohymenophorea; Peniculida; Parameciidae.
AUGUAAAAUUAAUCUAAGAAGCAAGAAUCUCAUGAUUGUAAUGAUUGUUGGUCUGCCCUUUUAUGUGGCUUAGUUGAAAUACUAAUUAAAACUAAAAACUAAGAUUAGAUUAAAUUACUUAUACCUCUAGCCAAUCAAUUUGCUCCAAUCAGAAUACAUAAAACCAUAGAAUUAUUAAAUUAAAUGAUUAGAAAUCCAAAUAUUACUCUCUUCUAUACAUUAGUUAAUUAAGAAGAAUCAUCAUAAAUAAUUAAGAUGCAUAUUUUUGCAUAAUACAAAAUAAUUGCUCCAUAAAUAUGUAAUAAGGAUAUUCUAUAGAAAUUGGGUUAGACAUUCAAAGUAGAUAUGAUCUUUUUGACAUAUAAUACUUCCAUUUCUCUUUCAAAUAGUGAGAAUCUUCCAUUAAUACUCAAAAUUGUAUAAUUUCAAAGUCAUUAUACAGUGGAGACUUAAGAAAAGUAAAGGAGUCGUUCUAAUUCAUUAUAACAUGAUUUUAUAUUGGAAAUGAAACAAGAAUGUAAUGGUUGUUUAAGAUCAUUUGAUUAAAUUGAAUUGAAUAAAUCAAUAGCAUGUAGUCAUACAUAUUGUAAAUAAUGUUUGAAGUUGUAUUUCAAAUUGGGAUCCUACUUUAUUUGUAGAGAUUUCUAUUGUAAAAUAGAACUAAGUAAAGAUGAUUUUCCAUUUCUUUAAUUAUCUCCUCUAAUGGAUCCUUAUUCUUAAGUCAAUAAAUGUUUAUAGUGUAAAUUAUCAUAAGGAAAACUCUACACAAACAAAUGUGGACAUACACAUUGUGAAAAAUGCAUCAAAGACUCUUUAAAUAAAUCAAAAUAUUUUUAGACUCACUUUUGUUUAGAACCUUCAUGUACAGAAAUAUUGAAUAAUGAAUUAAUAAGAAAUAAUAAUAGCAAAGAAAUAGAUGUUAAUCAAUUAUUAUAAAGAAGCAAUUCAAUCAAAUAAAAAGCAUCAGAUUUUUGUGACUUCUGCAAAAAAACUCAAGAAUAAGGAGUAAAAAACAAAUGUGGACAUUAUUAUUGUAAAUCCUGUCUAUAAUCUUAAUAUCAAUCUAUAAUAACUUAUGGUUUAAAUAAAAUAGUUGAAUGUCCCUAAUGCAAUUCUAAAUUUAACAUAGACACUACAUUAGAAGAAUAUUAUAUCUAAUUAUAGUAAUUAUCUACCCCAAGAUUAAACAAGAUGAGAUCGAUCUCCUAAUAAUAGCCAGAUCUAUAACCUUCUCCAUCUUUGGGAUUAAUCUUGAAUCCUUAAGACUAAGGCACUAGAUUAAAGACAAAUGAAGAUUAAUAAUAAUAGAAUUCAUAAUUAAAGAGAUAAAAUAGUAUUGAUUUAAAGAGUAUCUAUAAUGGAGGAUCUACUCCUAGAAGAAUUAUUCCUCAGAUAUCUACUAGUAGCAGAAAUAAUUAUCCUUAGACACAACAAUCAUUAUAGUUCCAUAGGAGCCCAUAAUUCUUUUGA